GGAGCCCGAUGAGGUGGUCCGUCCUCCGUCAGACCGCGGUGGGAAAAGCUGGUUGAGUGUCCGGACCGCUUUCAAGUCCCGAAACGUAAGCGGACAAGCCGGACCGCCGAUGGCCAAUUCAACGGGCGCCCACGUCGUUACGUCGGGUCAGACUGCAGACGCUGGAGCCGGUGGCGGCAACAGUGGCGGUGCGGGUAGCGGAGGUGGAGCAGUGGAGGGAGAUAACCCGGAGUACAUCGCCUUCGUCCUGGUGCCGGUCUUCUUCCUGCUGGGCCUGCUGGGCGUACUCAUCUGCCACGUGCUGAAGAGGAAGGGCUACCGCUGCACCACCGAGGCCCAGGAUGUGGAGGAGGAGUACGAGGGAGCGGAGAAGGACCUAGAGCAGGGCACAGAACUGAAUGACACCUUCAGUGAAAACAAUGACACCGUGGGACAGAUUGUCCGCUACAUCAUGAAAAACGAAGCAACACGAUGCCUUAAAGCCAUGGUCCGUGACAACAGCAUCGACUCAGAAGGUCCCCCGCUCACCCCGACCUCCCCCACUACCCCGACUCCUCCACUGACUCCUGUGUCACCGGGGGCCCCCGCGGGGGCUGCCAAGCACACCUGCAGCCUGCACACCAUCGGGGGCCUGGGGGACCAGAAGAACAUCUGCAGCCGCUGCAGCCAAAAGAAGUGGCCGCUGAUGAGGCGACCGUCGGGCAAUAGGGUCGAGCACCGCAGGAGCCAUCAUGGAGAGGUCACCGUACUGGCCGUGGGCAGGUUCCGUGUGACGAAGUGUGACAAGCCGAACAGGGAGAGGCGGACCUUGCUGAUCUCUGAGUCCAACGGGAGCGUCCCCGCUUCCCCUACGGAGACGCAGCCCGAAAGCAGAACCACAUCCGAAACUCAGCAGGACCAAGUGGACAACUGUGGGGAAAACAGCAAGUGACAAACUUCCAGGACAAAGAUGUGCAAAGACUGGAGUGGUGGGACAGGAACCGGAAGCUUUUUAAACCCAGCUGGGGAUGCGGGAAUCACGUAUCGGCACCAGGGAGAGACGUAUUGGACAGCAGCAGUGUUAAUCUGGGAACGUUUGUUUCCGCCAUCUUGUCUCAGUGCCUUCAAGGCGACAGACGAGUGCUGGUGUCGGUCGCGGUAAUGAUGAUGGACAGAGCGGGGCGUAGAUAUCCCUCCUUUAACACCUCCGCCAGAGUCAUACUCUUUUUUUUUAAUGCAUAGACGGGGGAUAUUGUGGGUAUAUGUGUGUAUUUGUGAUUUUCUGUACUGAUUCCCCCAUAAUGUACUGCAGGCUGUCCGGCACAAGGACACUUCAGCAGGCGGAGAAGUUUACUGCCACAGGGUUCCUCUGGUUGGAGGAUGAUCUUCCUCCCCAUGUUAUCCUGUUACCUUCUGUUCAUGCACCUUUUUGUAUGAGCGUGUGACAUAGCCCUUGAAUUAAUUUGUCUAAUUGUUCCGUUUUCUACAUACACCCCUCCAAAACGUCCAUAUCUUGGUCCACACAGAAGUACGGUCAGCUGCUCAGUGUCCAUGGGAAAGAAGAAUAAUGGUUGUCGGAUUGUGGUCACAUGGUCACACAACCAGGAAGCAGGACGGUCCACAGGCAGAGAUGACACAUGCAGCGAGCCCGUUCUUUAUGACACAUCUGUGGUGACGUGCAGGACACGGCGUCGGCGUUGUCCUCGGGGACGAUCGGGCGUCCUGACAGUGCACGCUAGGGGAAAUUGCCUGUCUCUCGGUGUGAUUUUUCAACCCGUUUCCCCCUCUGCUGGCGAUAAUUUACUAACGUGGAUUUUUCAACCUCGAUCUAACCUCUAAUGAGGAGGAACAAUACUGAAUUCUGGGUUGAACAAGGGGGCAGAAGCUGUCUGAAUUCGCUGAGAACAAGCGGACACUAAUGCGCAGACAGGGACUCCUCGCUGGUUGGUUUAUAGCUAUUGUAAAAGCCCGUGGGUGGCGGCGUUAUCGCACAAAGACCAGCGGAGCCCAGGUCCACAUGCCAGAGCCAAGCCAGUCUUCAUCCCCCUCCUUCAAGGUGACUUCUCACUGGCUAGACAAUAGGUGAAUCUUCACAUACCGGAUAGACCGUUCCUUAAUUCUUCUCCAUCUAGUGAUGCAACCAUUAACAGAUAUACAGACUGGAUCAUAUCACCUCAUACAUGGGGUACUUAAAACACAGUUUUAGUUACCCCAGAAGUUUUUUUUUUCUUUCUUAAAGACGGUCUGGAAAGCACCAGAGUGGUCCGAACAAUAUGGCUGAAAUGUUUACACCAGGAACAAAUUGAAAAAGCUUUACUCUUUUCGGCCUGUGUAGUUAAGAUAUGCGGAUUUGCCAGGGGCUUGGCUGGACCUCUAAACCAGGCCUUGCACCAUCAGUAGUGUGUUGUUCUGGCCCAGUGCUGACCCCCUAAUGCUCUUUUUUUGUUUGUUUUGCUGUUUCUAAACUUCCAUUAAAAACAGACCCCUCCUGCCGGUCUGUUGCGUUCAGCCGUGCGCCGUACACUGACUAUGGAAAUUCACUGUGAUGAAGCUGCCUAGUUUAAUCCAGCCAUGAUUAAUUGUAUGUCGUUGUACACGUCGCUCUGUUUUUAUCAUCGCUGAGCUAAAGGGUCAUACAAAAAUUACCGUACAAAUGACUUAAACCCGUUAUGGAUUAUCUUCUGUCCCAGUACGCCUCAUCAUUUUUAAUGAAAUCUGUACUGCACUUCUAAAGGUGUGUGUGUGUACAUGUGUGUGUAUAUGUGUGUGUGUAUUUACAGAUGGUAGACACUUUCUGUCAUUUGUUUACAAAAUCAGACAUUUUUAUUGGCUAACGAUCCACCAGAAGUUGUUGCGGAGGGGGAAAAAAAGUUUGUCAUUUCGUUCACGUCAACUCCACAAAUGUGUUUUCAUUUUAAAACCUCUUUGUGUGCGUUUGUGUGAGAGAGAGAGAGAGAGGAAGAGAGGGAUUCACGCCAUUAGAAUUUAAGAAAUGACUGCCACACGUUCACGUUGAAGGUAAAUAAUUUUGUGUAUUUUCUUGCACUAACGAGGGGAAAUGCCGUCUUUUUGAAAAAUCAGUUCCACUCCUCUUCUCUCCAGAUUCUCCACUCGCACCAUAAAUUGUAAAAUUACGAAAGAAAUAUGAGCUCAUAACUUGUCUGGUUAAGGCUGUGCAUUUUCUUGUGUCAUUACUUGUUCGGUGUCUCUGUCAACACAAGUCAUAAAUCUGUUGAUCUAGUAUUUCCAGUGGUUCUCAAUCAGGCCCUCAGUUUCAUUACACUCGCCUGUCGUUCCAGGUGUAAAACCUCCCUGAUUGGAGGAUGAACAACUGGAACGACAGGUGACCGUAAUGAAGUACCGGGUAGAACAGGACACCAACAGCACUGAGGACCUGAUUGAGAACCACCGACCUAAUUGAUGACAUUUAAAGUUGGAGUUAGGCUCAGUCUAACCUGAGUCCAUCUCUACAGUCAUUUGGCCAAAGCGGGGCUCACAAAGAAACUUUAAAACGGUCUGUCACGGGUUUUGUUCGUUUAAGUGCCCUCCACCUCUUUUACAUUUUGCCAAAGAAGAAGUGAUUUGCUGACAUGAGAUUGGAGACGGGCCAGUGGAAGUGAAGGAGACUAUAGACAGACCUGUGCCAAUUCAGAUUUACCAACCAAACCCAACAUUAUCCUCAACCUGUUGUUAUGAAAAAGUUGUGCUAGUUUGUGAACUUCAUUUCAAGAUGAUGAUUAUUAUUAUUAUUAUUUUUUUGAUUGACAUUCUCGUGUCUUUGGUCUUGUUCAUAUUCUAGAAAUGAAUGUUUGAGGAACAGCUCAUAUGCUUCCCUCGCCUUUGUCUUUUUAGAUUUAUAUUUUGUGUACUGUAUAAGGAAAUAAAGCUGACUAACAGAUGACAAGCUAUUAAAAGCAAUCUGAAUUUUGACUUGUAUGAUCACUAAUAAAAAUACAUUUGAGAUGAAACCUGUGUUGGAUGGUGGUGGUGUGUUUUAACACAGCCUUCGUGUUGCUAACGGGUACGAAACUCGACUACAUUACGUUGAUUAAAGCAA
Messenger RNA from Lampris incognitus (smalleye Pacific opah), 4036 nucleotides. RefSeq names its product RELT like 1 (gene rell1). NCBI's taxonomy places the organism in Eukaryota, Metazoa, Chordata, Actinopteri, Lampriformes, Lampridae. Gene Ontology annotation, biological process: positive regulation of p38MAPK cascade. The record is from RefSeq and is a predicted model, not a curated record. Gene Ontology annotation, cellular component: plasma membrane.